CCCUUCUUAUAGAGCCAAUGCUGGUGACCACUUAGGCAUAUUUAAAGAGUGCAGGAGCCCUCCAGUUCAGAUUCUUCAUCAAGCCAAACCAGACAAGACAACCUAGUCCGGUAUUGCUUCAAACCUAAGGAUGCCGAACUGGGGAGGUGGCGCCAAAUGUGGUGCUUGUGACAAGUCGGUGUAUCAUGCUGAAGAAAUCCAGUGCAAUGGCAGGAGUUUUCACAAGACAUGCUUCCACUGCAUGGCUUGCAGAAAAGCUCUGGACAGUACUACAGUAGCAGCUCAUGAAUCUGAAAUCUAUUGCAAAACCUGUUAUGGAAGAAAAUAUGGUCCUAAAGGUAUUGGGUUUGGACAAGGGGCAGGGUGUCUCAGCACUGAUACUGGCGAACAUCUAGGCUUGGAUCUGCAACACUCACCAAAGCCUGCUCGCCCUUCUACGCCUACCAACCCUUCAAAGUUCACCAAAAAGUUUGGAGAUGUGGAUAAGUGUCCCCGCUGUGGCAAAUCAGUAUAUGCUGCAGAGAAAAUAAUGGGAGGAGGAAAACCUUGGCAUAAGACUUGCUUCCGUUGUGCUAUUUGUGGAAAGAGCCUAGAAUCUACAAAUGUUACAGACAAGGAUGGAGAAAUCUACUGUAAAGUUUGCUAUGCAAAGAAUUUUGGUCCUAAAGGAAUUGGGUUUGGUGGCCUCACUCAAGUGGAAAAGAAAGAGUGAAACUUUCUAUAUCAGACACAUUUCACACUUCUGUUGAUGCCACAGAUUGAUUGUUUGCUAAGUAAAACAGUGAUGCAUUGAUAAGAACUUAGGGCAUUUUUAAAAAACUUCUGCUUCUCCAACCUCACUGGAGAGAUUUGUAAGCUUAUUUCUUAAGAAAUUAUUGCAGUAGAUAGAAAAUACAUUUUGACAAAUGGAUUUAAGUUUAUUCUACACUGAAAAAGAGCCUAAUAUUUUGCUAAAUUUUAACUUGUUUGUGAAUAAUAGUAUUUCUUACACUACUACUUAUCUUGUUAAAAAAAAAAUGAGGUUAUAAUAGCUCUGUGGACUUUGCCACUAAGAGGUUAUUAUCCUAGGUAAGGGGGCAUAGGAAGGUGUUUGGGAUUUAUACCACUCCAACAAAGCAGAAUCUUGCCCAUAUUGUCUAUCUUAAUUCCUUAGUGAAAUACAUUCUGAUGUUAUGGUGGUGCUAUGGUAUGGGAGAAAAGUUUUUUUAAAAGGCACAUUCUAAUCUGUCAUAAUAGCUAACAAUUUCAGCUCCAUCCUCCUGAGUAAAAGAGAAAGGGAGUAAAAGACAGACUUCUUGAACUGGAAGUCAAAUUUUCAUAAAACAUGGUAAAAUCAAAGUGGAUGUUAAAUCUAGUUUUGUCAUUGUAGAUUUCUCUAGAUACAAUAAACUGUAGAUCCUGCUUUUA
Molecule: messenger RNA, 1407 nt
Organism: Mauremys reevesii (Reeves's turtle)
Lineage: Eukaryota; Metazoa; Chordata; Testudines; Geoemydidae
Gene: CSRP3
Product: cysteine and glycine rich protein 3
Exons: 6
Coding region: 131-712 (193 amino acids)
Biological process (GO): sarcomere organization; muscle tissue development; cardiac muscle contraction
Cellular component (GO): cytoplasm; Z disc; nucleus
Molecular function (GO): actinin binding; structural constituent of muscle
Source: RefSeq, a predicted model, not a curated record